This is a messenger RNA of Alternaria infectoria, 1068 nucleotides long. RefSeq lists its product as uncharacterized. The record is from RefSeq and is a predicted model, not a curated record. The transcript has 3 exons. NCBI's taxonomy places the organism in Eukaryota, Fungi, Ascomycota, Dothideomycetes, Pleosporales, Pleosporaceae. The coding region runs from base 1 to 1068 and encodes 355 amino acids.
AUGGGCCCGGCAACAGGCAAAGAAAAACGCGGUCGGGCGAAGCGAAAACCUCAAAUUUCGGUGCGCAAGCUCCCCAAAGCUGGCUCCAAGUUUAGUCCCAGUUUCCGAGUGGGCGCAUCCCAGGACUUGCCAAUCACGCUCGAUAGCGAUGAUGACGCGCCGACAAACACUCCCCAGCGUCUUGACCCUCGUCGAACGCAUGUCUCACUCGCCGAGCCCAACCUACGAGGUUUCCGCUACGAUGGCACGAGCGAGAGCCCGAGCGCAUUACCGAAUACGUCGCAUGCACCCAUAGGCUUCGUCUUAAGACGCUCCUCACCAAAAUCUAGCGGGCCCGCAAAGGAUCGAUCGCAUGCUGUACCCCAAGAAACACUACAACGAGAUUCUGAUGGCGAUGAAGAGGCGUCACCGAUCCGUAAGCCUGCCACACGAGGCACAAGCCAAAAUCACGCGCUCAAUGGAUGCCGGAAAGAGAGCAAGCCUGGGACUAUCAACAUGAGUCUUAUGGAUAUCGACGACUUCGGUCUGAGAAGUAAAGUCGCUCAGCUAAUGGCUGUAGCACCCGCGCUACCCAUUGUGGACCUCUAUCACCUCAUCAGGGACAGCGAAGGCGAUCUACCGUUGGCCAAGAGACAAGCCAUCAGGAUGAGUGAAGCCCCACAUGCACAGUAUCAACCAGGCUUGGAUGCAGAUGGCGGGGAAGUCAUGGUCAAGAUAGACCCAAAUGAUCCCGCUUUUGAGUGGGAUGACGAUGAACCGCAGCCGGAGUCAGCCGCUACAAUCGCAUCGAGACCACAGUCCAAGCCGAAGAACAAAGCUACAAAGUCAAAGAGUCUACACCAUCAUGCAAAGGCUUUCAAAAGCACGAAGUCAGGUGCGAAACACUGUUCAAACACGAGCGCCAAACGAAUGAAGUCGUCUUCAAUGAACCCUACGCACGCCAGAGAGACGAGCAGCGACCGCGAGUUCGUCGUUCCCGAUAAUACUGUCCAUUACGAUCUCAAUUCUGAUAUCUCUAAUGGCUCCGAUGAGUUUCUUGGUGUUGAGACUGUUGAGGAAAAGGACUAG